UCGCUCGCUCACUCACUGCCUCACUCUGAGCGUGAGGCGGUCUCUCUUCCUCUCUCCCCCUCUCUCUCCCCUCUCUCACACACACUCUCUCUCUCUCUCUUUUCCUUUCUGUCUCUCUCACCCAGUCUGGACUCAGAGGGACCGGGAUUUUUUUUUUUUUUCUCACCAAAAGAAAAGUACACAGAAGCUUUCAGAGGCGCGAGCAAGAGGACCUCGGUCUGGAUUAUCACCGAACCAGAGAACUUUCAUUAUUUUCAUUUUUUUAUUUUUUUGAUAGGCACGGGGAAAUGGAGCGCGCAGUGUGUAGUUUAUUCUAAGGACACAUCCCAAAGCAAGUGUUUUGUUUUGUUUUUUGUUGUCUUUUUCUUUUUUUCUUUUUUUUCCUUUUUUUUUUUUUUUUAUCGCGGUGAAAUCUGUCUCGUCGGGAUGAACUUGCAGUGGAGCAGCCCGGCACCAGCCUGCAUCCGCACCGGGAGAGUCGCGCACAAGCGGCUGGACUCGGACGACCAGCCGCCGGCCAAAUGCGCCAGGCUGAGCGCCGAGGCGGGGGACACGCAGGGACUCCUCGGCACCUCUCCCGGGUCCCCCGUCAGCCCCGUCUCCAGCCCCGUCCCGGCGACCCACCAGGGGCCAUCCCGGAUAGGACCGUUCCUGCUUCUACCUCUGGCGGACCGGGAGAGCGUGCACAGCGCGAUGAACACCGACACCGGCGAUGAGCUACUGUGCAAGGUUUUCAAUAUGGGGGUGUACCAGGAGAAGAUCAGACCCUACGGGGUCCUCCCAGCCCACAAGAACGUGGCCGGCAUCAGGGACAUCAUCCUGGGCGAACGCAAGGCCUACGUGUUCCUGGACAAGGACUUUGGGGACAUGCACACCCUGGUGAAGAGCUGCCGCAGGCUGGACGAGGAGCGCGCCUGCGGGCUCUUCCGUCAGGUGGCCCUGGCCGUGGCCCACUGCCACCAGGCCGGCAUCGUGCUGGGGGACCUCAAGCUGCGCAAGUUCGUCUUCGCUGACGAGAAAAGGACGCAGGUGAGACUAGAAAGCCUCGAGGACUGCCGCGUCCUGGAAGACCCCGACGACGACUCCAUGUCGGACACCCACGGCUGCCCUGCUUACGUCAGCCCGGAGAUCCUCAGCAGCUCCGCGCCUUACUCGGGCAAGAUGGCCGACAUGUGGAGCCUGGGGGUCAUGCUGUACACCAUGCUGGUUGGCCGCUACCCCUUCCACGACCCCGACCCGGCCACGCUGUUCUCCAAAAUCCGCAGAGGCCAGUGCUGUUUGCCAGAGGGCCUGUCGCCCAAGGCCAAGUGUCUGCUCCAGAGCCUGCUGCGGAAAGAACCCUCUGAGAGACUCACGGCGGCUGAGCUGUUCGCUCACCCGUGGUUCCACCAGCCGCCGUCGUCGCAGGAAGUGGCGCUGGGUGAACAGGAAGUGAGCUCGGCGGAACAGAUGGUGCCGUCCUUUGACGCGGAAGAGGACGAUGAUCUGUUCUGCUGACGGACUCAAUUCAGCUGCGUCUGGCUGAGGGACCAAAACAGAAAUGGCUAUGAGGGACUCGUCGUUGUUGUUGUUGUUUUUUACAUUGGCACUUUUUAGAAACCCAUUUGUGUACUGUCGAGUGUACAUACACCCUCAAGCUUUCUACAAAAAACUUACUGUACUGUAUUUUGUUGUCGUAUACGUGUUACUUGCUAAGGGCAUUGUCCACAAUGAUCAUUCAUUGUGUUCCAAUAUGUGUGUGUGUGUGUGUGUGUGUGUGUGUGUGUGUGUGUGUGUGUGUGUGUUUUUCGUUUUUUUUGUUUUUUCGUUUGUUUUUUUUAAUAAUUUGGUGCUAAAAGAUAUAACUCAGAAUUUGCCAGAUCAUGUCAACAAAAUUAUCUCUGCGGGCUCCCAUGAGUGUACCACGGAAUGAUAACCCCACGGCGAAUAAGACACCGAUGCUUUGCUCUCAGCCUGGACGCUCUGAAGGGAGGCGAAGGAGAGCGGGAUGUUGUUCCUCUCACUCUCUGACCAGGCUGGAGGCUUCACCGGCUGACUCACUCACCGACUGGCUCGAAGAAGGCCUAGUAAAAAGCUUUGGACGUCUCGCAGCAGGCAGUGUCACAGAGUGAGAAAGAUGGUUUAGCAGAAGACUGAUGUGUCACCCUCAGCAGGGGGGGGGGGACGCUGCGAAAGGUGUCUCGCUGCCAAUCUGGCAACGUCUCAGCAAGUGGAAGAGCGUUUACAAAUCUCACACCACGCGCAGAAGGUCGAGGGAGGCAGGGUGGCACUGAUGUAAGGCUCAAAACAAGAAGAAAAAAAAAAGCCACAAAGCACUGGCACCGGGCUGACAGGGAGAGGGACGUUUUCUCCUUUUUUUUUUGGUUUGUUUUUUUUUUCAAAACAUGCACAAACAAAAGCUAAAUGAAUCAGAUAAAGGUUACAUCUGAACAGGAAGCGUGCAUUAACAGUCUGGCCUUGCAAAAUUCUGAUUGUAAUCAAUCUGUGUGUGGAGUUAGCCACAGCUAAACACUAACACUGACGCUAUUGGUGUAAAAGAAAGAAACGCUGCGAGGGGGACUCACAUGUCUUGGCAGCAGCCAGACACGACUGGAUAAUUUGCGCGCCCAGAGGCAUGCUACAGUAGGAGUUCUGCGAAAAAAAGUGGAAAUACGCAGAAUUUCGGUUGGAACUUCCUCCUGACGCAACAUGCUUUAUCUCUCAAUUCAGCGAUGUUUGUUUUCUCUUAAGAAAUUUCCAGUUAAUGAAGCAUCGAGUGAGAAAAAAACAGCAAAAAAAAAAGGAAGACCUCUCAGCUGUUUUGUUCUUUUCUGUCGGAACGUUAUGUCGAGCCGUGUCGCUUUAACAAAGCCAGAGCUGUGCUGAGUGUUCGUGCCCGUAUCACUGUGUUUCAUAAACUGAACGGCUCUGAAUCAGUCGCAGUCAGGCGGCGUUUGAUGUCGGUUUGUCGGAUGAUGACUCAACACUCGAAGCGUGUCUGUGGAGAAUGGCCCUGACCUUGGCUGGAAGAAUCUGUUCUGACUGUUUCACCUCUCUAAUGGUACUUUUUUUUUUCUUUCUCCCCCCCCCCUUAAUUUGAAAUGUUUCGCAGUUGAAAAGCUGCGGAGACUAGUCAUCAUAGUUAGUGACACAAUGCGCCGCGCUCGAAAAAAAUCUGUGACAGGCGGAUGCGGUCCGCAGCCAGCUAUCACAUUCUGGCACAGUUGUUUUGACAAUGGUACUAAGUCUCGGAAGCGCUGUGCAUUAAAAGUUUUGGGUCACGAGGUUUGGCUGAUAAAAAAAACAAAAAAAAAAACAAAAAAAAAAUCAUUGCAGUUCUUUUGAAUAUUCCUAUUCUCAUCUGCUUGAGACACCAGAUGGGGGCAAACGUGUGACAAUCUGAACUUGUUUCUCACAGAAAAAGUAAUUUAAGAGAUUUAUGGUUUUCCUUUCUGGUUCAUACAUGUAAAAGCGAGUCACACCUUCAUGUGACAUGUAGAGUAAACUGACACGGGUGCACAAACUUCAUAUUGCACUGUGAAUUAUGUAUUUGUGACACAACCUACAGGCUACUAUUGGUCCAAACAGGUUACACACAAGAGAUAUAUUCAUUGUACAAAAGAUGUAAAUAUGUAUAUUUGAAAUAUGUGUGGAGACGUUGAAUAAAGAUCACAUUUUUUCAUAUU
Acanthopagrus latus (yellowfin seabream) is the source of this 3665-nucleotide messenger RNA. It is a transcript of the gene trib1, whose product is annotated as tribbles pseudokinase 1. Gene Ontology annotation, biological process: protein phosphorylation; regulation of MAP kinase activity; positive regulation of proteasomal ubiquitin-dependent protein catabolic process. Gene Ontology annotation, molecular function: protein kinase activity; ATP binding; mitogen-activated protein kinase kinase binding. Gene Ontology annotation, cellular component: nucleus. The transcript has 3 exons. The record is from RefSeq and is a predicted model, not a curated record. The coding region runs from base 427 to 1497 and encodes 356 amino acids. Lineage: Eukaryota; Metazoa; Chordata; Actinopteri; Spariformes; Sparidae.